UUUAUUCAUCUACACCACUCCAUUCUCUAUCACAGUCUGACGCAACACGCCAUACUGUGCGUCGUAAACCACCAAUAUCGGUCAUAUCUUCCGCCCCCGGCCCGCUGACAGAUACAAUUGACCCCCGCGAUCCGUUUCCUCGGCUUUCUACACAAGCUCCUCCCUUCUUCUCGUAUGGACACAGUUCGUCCCAUUCGCACCAAUGAACCUUGUAAUCUCCUGGACUUCUCUGCUACAGCGCCCUUACCUCGUCCACUUGUAAAUCCCCACGAGAAUUUUCAGCCACCGACUACCCAGUCCUCUGCCCUUGCUUCCACACCCUUCAAAUCCCGCCUACACCGUCUGUCAACCUGGUGGCCCCUUCAGACAGAUCAUGCAUCGCCAGCUAUGGUCGACGUUCCACUUGCGCAGGGUAAAGAGCGGAACGCUGCAGCAGAUGCUCCACAGAAAGACGAUCAAUGGAUACCUGAUGAAGAUCAUGUUUCUCCUCCUCCUUCGCCCAACCCAGAUUCGCGACAGCUGACCACACCAAGGCAGGUCAAGACCAAUACCGGAGAGCACGGAAGCAGCCGGUUGUGUUUCUGCUUUUAAAUUGACUUUUCGAACGCUUGUAUGUAUAGUGUAUUUUACGGAACGCAA
Suillus subaureus is the source of this 639-nucleotide messenger RNA. RefSeq lists its product as uncharacterized. Bases 175 to 591 code for a protein of 138 amino acids. NCBI's taxonomy places the organism in Eukaryota, Fungi, Basidiomycota, Agaricomycetes, Boletales, Suillaceae. The record is from RefSeq and is a predicted model, not a curated record. The transcript is spliced from 5 exons.